CGUGCCGGCUUUUCAAACCCCGAGUCCUCGCGCGCGGCUCCAACUGUCACUCACGCGCUUGAGGCGCGGAGCGGAGAAGACGGGAUUUCAGUCGGAAAUAUAAACCAAAAUACACAAAUAUAUUCUUUUUUUAUGCUGGAAAUAUGGACGGAUUAUGGAAUUUGGCUCUCCAAUGUGUCCAAAGGAUGAGUAAUAACCAGAAAAAGGAGAUCUAUACAUUUUAUGGAGAAGAUGCUGAGUGCCUGCAGGAAGGUUCUGCGGCGUGAGUCAGACCUCGACCUGCUCUACAUGACAAGCUGAACUAAAGGGCUAAAGGGAAAUAAAAAAACAAAGAAAAGAAGAGCGUGUUCUCUCAGGCUGAGAAAGAGCGUCUGUGGGGAGGCAAGGGCGGCACGCGGGACAGAGCGUAGCCAGCUGGGAGACGAAUCCAUGCAGGACAAGAAGGAGCAGGACUCAGGAGGAUGUCGACAGAGCAAGAAACACAAGCAAGCAUCAAAGCCAGCGUGAAGCGCGAGUCCAAGAGGAAAGGUCAGAACCGUAGCGAGCAGGCUCUGAUCAAUCGUUUCAGAGGUGACGGUGUUCGCUACAAAGCCAAGCUGAUUGGGAUCGACGAGGUGUCUGCACGCGGAGAUAAACUCUGCCAGGACUCCAUGAUGAAGCUAAAGGGUAUUGCUGCUUCGGCUCGGUCCAAAGGGGAGCACAAGCAACGGGUUUUCUUAACCGUCUCCUUCAACGGCAUUAAGAUCUACGACGAGAGAUCCGGGGUUUUACAACAUCACCAUUCUGUGCAUGAGAUCUCCUACAUCGCAAAAGACACCAGAGACCAUCGUGCCUUCGGCUACGUCUGCGGGAAAGAAGGGAACCACAAGUUUGUCGCCAUCAAGACGGUCUAUUCAGCCGAGCCUUUAAUUCUGGAGCUUCGUGACCUUUUUACACUCAUCUAUGACCUGAAGCAGAGGGAUGAAGGGGAGAAGAAAGUGCAAAAAGCGAAGCACUGCGAGCAGGCUGUUUAUCAGACGAUCCUCGAGGAUGACAGUGACGACCCAGUGUAUCAGUACAUUGUGUUUGAAGCUGGACAUGAGCCACGCCAUGGUCCCCAAUCAGAGGAGAGCAUUUACCAGGUCCCAACGAGCCAGCAGAAAGAAGGGGUCUAUGAUGUUCCAAAGCGGCAUUUAAUGACUAACAUCAGUCAGUUUGAAAUGUUUGGUGACAUGGCCACUCCUCCAGACAUUGUAUCUAUGCCCGCAUCACCUGCUACUUCUCUGGACCCCGGGCGACGCCGACACCAGCGGCACCCUGAGCUCUUCACACACUUCAGCCCUCCUGCCGUGCCUUCAGGCUACAUGACGAUGGGUGCGGUGCAGGCAGCUCACUGGGCUCAGCAGCCCUUCGCGGCUCCGGCAGCCCCACUAGCAUUUGGUGUUCAGGCUCCUCUGCAGGUUGCUCAAGUUCUUCCUGGAGGGCAGCCAGUGAUCUGGGGCCAGGCCAACCUUUUCCACUCUCCUACCCCAGGCCAGCAACAGUGGGCUUUUGUACCAGCCGGCGCCUUAUUUCAAGGCCUUGUCCCCUUAGCAGCCAUGCGUCCUCGCAUGUCUACUCCAUCCGCUCCAUCCUCGACCAUCACCAGCCCACAGCAUGCAGGUGAACCCAGAGAUGCUGCUAGCAGUAACCCCUUGGCAGAGGCAUCAGGCUCACACACACAGCCUGCUGACACCGGUGACCCACCAACAGUUAUGGCAGGAGUCACACAGUUUGGCGAGCAGCAGGAUAAGGAGGUCUGUAGUGGAGAUCUCGAUCUAUCCCAGCUGAGUUUGACGCCGGGAUCUUCGACGUCACUGUCUACUGCAAAAUCUUCUGCUACGCCUGCAUCCCCAGACAGCCAAAUAACCUUGACCUCAGACCCCCCUAAAGAUCUCCCUAACAUGAGAACAGAGACCCAUCUCAUAGAGCCUUCUCCCACAGGAGGAGCAGAUCAGAGAAUCAGCCAAGAUGUUGGAGAGGAAUCGCUCCCAAAUCCCCAGCAGCUGCGAGACAGCAGAACUCAGUCCCACUCCAAACCUAUCAGAUGCGUAGAAAAUCCGACCUCUACCCCAAUUCCAGAUGCCAGUUCUGGGACCGAAAUACAAUUCGGAGGAGGAAACCAGGAUCCAUGAACCGCCUCCUGAAGUCCUACAGUAAAAACAAAAAAACUCCCCAUGAGAACUCUUGGAUUGUUUUUUUGGCUUUUGGUGUCAAUUGUUCUACAAAUCCAAACUAUUUUUAUGAAAAAACAAGAGUUAUUUUUGAUUUCUAAAACUUUCAUUAAUGUGAACUUGGGGUUCACAAAGAGAAAGGACAAGCCUUGGAUUCUGCGAAUUGAGGUCAGAAGGGAUUGAAGUACGUAGGUUAAUUGUGUAGUACAAUCCAUAUUGUGUAGUUUAAAAACCCCACGUGGCCUGACUAUACAUCAGAACAUGGUCGAAUAUCAGUGAUGACCUUCAGUAAAAGACGAGGAUGUUUUAUUGAACCGGUUGGGCACUGAAGUAAAGGCUUUGCUUCUAAAGCGCUCGUGCUGGAACGAUCCUGUGGAACACUGUGCAGGGAGCAAAUCAUCUGACGGCAUUAGAUCUGCAUGGUUUUCUCCAUGAGACUCGAUUUGAUACAGUUUUUGGACAUUUUCUCUGAAGUUUGUAUAUUUGUGUGGGUGUGUGUGUAAAUUAAUUUUGCCUAAUAUGUGUGCCCGUGUGCACUUUGUUGUGUUAAGCCCCGGGUUUAUGUUUUGUUGACAUGUUUGUGCACUCCCUUUCUAACUUUUAAUCUAUUCCUUAAAGGUCGAGGAGGAAACGAGGGUUUGAAAUGCAGCGAAGAAACAGUAAACAUGUCAAUGUUGUAAAUUUCUUGAUUUUUUUCCUGUUUUCAUUUACAGAGAGCUGGAAAAGCAUGGAUGUGCACAACGAGGCAAAGAGUAACGUAGCAUAGGCUCCUAAAACCUGAACAGAACUAAUCGCUGAUCUCUUUAUUUUUGUCUUUUGAGCUUUUAUUGGGUCGUUUUAACAUUUUAAACCCACUUGGGACAUGGCAGCUUGCAGACGAUUCACCAGCCGGUAUCUGAUUACAAACCCAAUGGAUAAACCUCCUGAAUCUCAUGUAGAUCUGCAGCAAUAUGGCCGAAGUGUGAUGCUCACUGUGUGAGGAAAUCUUUACAUUGGUAUAUACACUGAUCAGGCAUAACGUUAUGACAUUAUAACACUGGAUCAGAACAUCUCCUAAACAGCAGAUCUUGUGGGAUCUUGAGUGGUCAGUAUCUAUUGUUGCAUUGAUGUAUCUAUCUAUUGAUGCACGUGGGGCUCAAUUUAGCUCAAAUUUGAUGAAGAAGUUCAUGCUGUUAAUGCUCCACAGGUCAGGACUGUUUUGGCAGCCAAAGGGGGACCAACACAAUAUUAGGCAGGUGGUCAUAAUGUUAUGCCUGAUAGAUGGUGUUUGUCAGAAGCCCAUGUUAUCCAAAUUGACUGACUUUUAAAGAAGUGUUAUCAGGACCUGGACUCUCAGAAAUCUCACUUCACAUGCUAGCAAACUAUUGUAGUUCUACUCAAGCAUAGUAGUUGGUAUGUUAUGCAUGUUUGCAAGAAGAACAAACAAGAUUUUUUUUUGGAAUAUCUUCCCAAAAGAUUUCCAAAUUUCCAAAUGUAGCUAAUUUACAGAUUUUACCAGCCUGCCUCAUGAUUGAAAAAAGAAGAGAAAACGCCCCUUUGUCUUAUAAUUCCUCUUCAACAAAAAGUCCUCAAUAGGGAAAUGGUAGGUCAGUGGAUAGACUUCUGAUCAGAAGGCCAUGAGUUUAAAUCCUCAUUUUUACUGCAGGGUUUUUGAGCAAGGCCCUUGAUCCUAAACUGUUCAGUUGUAUAAGUGAGAUCGUUGUUAGUUGGUCUGGAUAAAGGCGUCCAUCAAAAGCUGUAAAUGCAAAUGUCUUCAACAUCAACAUUAAAAUGGUGGACACCAACUGUAAUUAAAGACCUUUAGUAGGCGACUUGGUGCAGAUACACUUUAUGGAUAAAAGUUUUAAAAAUGAAUAUUAUAUUGUGAUUUUGAGUUAUUUGGGUUCUGUGGUACUUCCAAGUUCCACUUGUGUCCUCUUUUUACAAUGUAAUGCCAUGUACAAAACCUUUAGACACACAAUUCAGAACAAUGUCACCCCCUGACAUGCCCCACUUUGCCCUAUGCUUUAUUAGAUUGUGUGUGAUCUCCUAAUAUGUUGCUUUAGUUUGUAUCAUAUUAUUUAUCAUUUGUGCUCGGAGUGAAUCUUUCUUACCAGGCAAACAUCAAUAUUGAGAUUCCCUCUGACUUUCAGCUUUUGAUUGGAUGGUAGAUUGGAAAUAUCAUGCACUUUUAAGCAUCGAUCAUAUCUGGUAUUGGGAGACUUUGAUUAUUGAUAGACUCUGUGUGAUUGAAUAAAGAAAAUGAAUAAAUAA
This is a messenger RNA of Silurus meridionalis, 4445 nucleotides long. It is a transcript of the gene dab1b, whose product is annotated as DAB adaptor protein 1b. The transcript is spliced from 15 exons. The record is from RefSeq and is a predicted model, not a curated record. Gene Ontology annotation, biological process: ventral spinal cord development; lateral motor column neuron migration. NCBI's taxonomy places the organism in Eukaryota, Metazoa, Chordata, Actinopteri, Siluriformes, Siluridae. The coding region runs from base 462 to 2153 and encodes 563 amino acids.